Molecule: messenger RNA, 5454 nt
Organism: Grus americana (Whooping crane)
Lineage: Eukaryota; Metazoa; Chordata; Aves; Gruiformes; Gruidae
Gene: MAFG
Product: MAF bZIP transcription factor G
Exons: 3
Coding region: 1158-1646 (162 amino acids)
Biological process (GO): regulation of epidermal cell differentiation; regulation of transcription by RNA polymerase II
Cellular component (GO): nucleus
Molecular function (GO): RNA polymerase II cis-regulatory region sequence-specific DNA binding; DNA-binding transcription factor activity, RNA polymerase II-specific
Source: RefSeq, a predicted model, not a curated record
CGGUAUGGGAAAGAGUGAAGAAUUGAUUUUAUGAGGCAGUCGCUUGUGCGCUGUCCGUCCUGUGUUAGCCUGCUUUGUUGCAGCUUCCUUGGAUGGCAAAGGGACCCUUUCUACACCAGCAGUGUCAGGUUGUAGCGGACGUCUCAUUGGAAGGAGCAUUGUCCUCUGGGUAUAAAUAGCCUACGUCCUGGCAGGCUGGAGGCUUUGGGAACAUCUCUGCUGGUGUUCUGGGGAAUGCUGACCCCGUUCACCUCUAAUAGGUGGUAGAUGCAUUGCGGGGAGCCUGUGCCACGGCUGCUAGAAGAGCAUAAAUUCACAUUUGCUGACUUGUGCAUUUGGUUCUUGGCUAUAACUGUACAUCAGUGCCUCUUACAUUUAGCAAAGCAGUAGCAGAAAAAAUUUUUAUUGGCUGUCUGGGACCGAAGAGAUGAAACGUACAGACAUGUUUGUAGACUGCGCUUGCACAGGAACACUUGCCUCGCUUAAGGAGGCGUGCAGUUUCUGGCUGUUUGAAGCGCAGCUAUGUCUGUUGAGCAAUAUCCGAGCAGAUUAAUUCAUUGGGCAGCGUGGUAGCACUCUGAACUAAAGCCUCAGGGGAGGAGGUACGUAGGGACAGAAACAGGGGCUUGGGGUAUGACUCACUGUGAAAACAGGCCUGGGAAUUGCUCUUACCAGUUCUGACGUCCUGUCUUCCGUGGCAGUGAAGGAGUCUGCUCUCCUCUGGUUUUGGCCACCCUGAGUCUUUGUUUUCUUAUGUGCAUGCCUUGGCUCUGAAGAUAAGGGAGGGAGAAGGUGGUUCUCUCCUAGGGACUUUCUCACAGAAGAGACCUAUCGCUGGGGUCAGCUUUGUGCGUCCGGGAGAGGUGAAGGCUGCUGAGGCAUCGGCCCAAGUUUGUGAUGGGAUUCCAGUGUGCCCCCAUGCUUCCCUGUGCUGCAGUAUGAGGUUGUCCUUCUGCUCCUUGGGAAAGGUUGAGUGCAGAACUUUGACUUGAACCUGGAUGUGCUCGCUUUCCUGGGAAGCUGAAAAAGUCUGGAUAGGCGUGAGCACAGCAGUGGUGUUCUCCCGUCCCGCAGGAUGCCCAACGAGCCGUGUUGUGGAGGCAAAGGCUUCCCCUGCGCUCCUUGCCCAAGAACCUGAUUGACAAGGCUGUCGUGUUAUGACGACCCCCAACAAAGGAAACAAGGCCUUGAAGGUGAAGCGGGAGCCAGGCGAGAAUGGGACCAGCUUGACAGAUGAGGAGCUGGUGACCAUGUCUGUGCGGGAGCUGAACCAGCAUCUACGGGGCCUGUCGAAGGAGGAGAUCAUCCAGCUGAAGCAGCGUCGGCGCACGCUGAAGAACCGGGGCUACGCGGCCAGCUGCAGAGUCAAGCGUGUUACCCAGAAGGAGGAACUGGAGAAGCAGAAGGCAGAGCUGCAGCAAGAAGUGGAGAAGCUGGCCUCCGAGAACGCCAGCAUGAAAAUGGAACUCGAUGCUCUCCGCUCCAAAUACGAGGCUCUCCAGAACUUCGCCAGAACCGUGGCCCGGAGCCCCGUCACCCCUGUGCGGGGGCCUCUCACCUCCAGUAUGGGGCCCCUCGUCCCUGGCAAGGUUGCUACUACUAGUGUCAUCACAAUAGUGAAAUCCAAAACGGACGCCCGGUCUUAGUGAAGCGAGUGUUGCCUGAGCUUGUCUGUGCAGGGCAAUUAGGCACAAAACCAGCCUGGAAUCCCCAAAGCACAAACCCUCCCCACAUGGGUCCGGGUUCCUUCUACUUGGCCCAGGACUGGCCUGCUGAUCACUCCAGUUUUAUUUUGUUGUGUCCAGAUUGGUAUGAGCAGUGGUGAUGCGUCCCUUGUCCUGUGCAGACAGAGCCCCCACCCAGCAGUCUGUAGCCCUCGGGCGCCCGUGGGACAGACUGCGAGAUCUUGGUUUUCCAGCCAAAGAAAGUCUGUGCAGCGUGGCCGAUGGCAGGGCGACGGAAGGGCUUGGGGAAGGUCCGGGGGGAGGCUUUCUUCCUGGGGGCCGGGAACCCUAAUUUUCGAUCGCUUCCAAAGGCUUUACUUCAUUACUCUUCCAGGUGGUGCAUCUCGGUGCCCGACUGCCAGGCGCCUGAACCUGCUGCUUUUGUCUCAUUCGGUACCCGUAGUUGCAGUUGGGGUGUUCUGUGUAAUAGGUUUUUAUUCCUUUCUAGGUGUGCCUCUGUGCCCUAACAGUGGGUUUCCUUCAGACGUCCGUUGCGUUAGCCGUGUAAACUAGCAGUGGUGGAAAGGAAGAUGCAGUCGUGCCCUGCCCUUGCCCCAGCGACGGGGAAGGAGCCGGGACAGGGCCCUUGCAGGGGAGGGAGGGGAGGUACCGUGUUGGCUGCAGGCCGGUUUUGUGCCUAAUGUGUUGCACUGAACAAGACCAAAAUCACUAGUUGUUCCCAUGUUUUGAGGGUAUCAAGUGUCUCUAGUGUGAUGGUUUACACGACCAGUUUAUGUGGUUAAAUAGCCCUUUAUUUAAAGAGAGAAACAUCGUUUUAAGAGUUAUUAAAUUAUCUAAGUUUAAAAUUAAAAUCAGACAGAAGAGAGAGCGUAUUUAUAGUCAGCUUUUUUAUCUGAGAGGGCGAGAAUAUUUGACCAUAUAAAUGGGGAAAUAUUCUCGGAGACUUUGCUAGUUAAAAGUUAAUAAAUAAAUAAUUUUAAAGUUUCUCGUGAACCUCCCGCAAACUGUUUGUGGCUCUGAGGUUAGUUUUUAUAAAGAGUUAUCAGACUUUAUUUAUAAAACUUAGAAAAAGACAAAAAAAGUGGCAAGUCCUGUUUGAUAUCUUUUUGCAAUUGUACCAAAAGUGACUUAUUCUCGACCUUGCUGGCUUCCGUUGUGUCCCCUUGUGUAGCGCGCUCUGAGCUCUUGCGUGGCGCUGUGGUGUGGUGCCGCCAGUGGCUGCCUUUGCCAUGUGCUGUUGUUUCAUGCUGCCAUCAUUUUCUCUAAGCUGGACCGAGAGAUUGAGUUUGCAUCCCUCCGAAUUCUCCAGGAGGAUUCUGGCGCACAGGCAGAGGUGCUGCUGUUUUUGAAGGCAAAAACGAAUGGCUGGUGCAACUAAGUAGUGAAUGCCUGCCCAGAAAACGCUUCUCUGCAGAGGCGUGCUGCAGGAGCGUGGGCAGCUCGGGCCUCUUGCUGAGCAGCCAACACCAGGUAGCUCAGUUACCUGAAUGGGGAGAACGUUGCGCUUUCCUUCCUCCAGCAAAGCUGGUAGAGAAGUAACACAAGGGAGAAUUGUCCAAGUUUAGGAGGAGACCAAUGGGAUUUAACUCUGGAAUUGGAUCCUGUGGUCAGAAUUUAUGUUGCUCUUGUGGCUCAUCUGACAAGAGGGGCAAGUCUGCCUGCCUUCUGGGCAGUGCGGGACCAGCGCUAGUCCUGAGUGUCUGCAUAUUGCUGAAAAUUAAGUGGUGGCAUGGUUGCUGUCUUUCCUGGUGCAGCUUCUGUCUGUGGGUGCUGGAAGAGUCCUUAGACUUACAGCUGUGACACAGCUGAGAAGCUAUUUGUGGCCAGGCUCCGUUUCCACAAACGCUUUGAUCCCCCUCUCCCCUCCCCAAAGGUUUGAGCUGAUUACCGAGUUGGUUUAGAGAAAUAGGACGUGGGGGUGAAGUCCAUGUGAUCUCCUGGCUGCCGAAAGUCUCCUGAGCGGAGGAGACAGACCAGGCUGAGAGACCUCUGGCCCGAGAAGCAGGUAAACCUGAUGAAAGCUGCGAUGUGGCAGGAGAGGAACAGAUAGUUGGUGGGGAUUUCCUGCUGGAGGGAGAGAUCAGCUUUGCACUGAUUGAUUGGGAGUUUAGGGAGAAAGCUGUUUGGGAUACUUUUCCCAGUGAACUUCCUGAACAGGGAGCGGGUUAGAACGUCGCCUCCGGGCUUCCCCCUCCCAGCCCUGGGCUUUCUCUUCUCUGAGCUGCAGUGUCUGACAUGCCACUUCCCAGCCAUUCACUGGAUGGGCUACGCACUGAGCAGCACUCAGCACAGAGCUCUGGGCUGUAGCUUUUGUCUUCCAGCUGGUGAUGUGGUGCCUGGAAGAGGUGAGAUGUUCCAAAACACGGAGACCUCCUGUUGUCCUGGGGCAUCAGUCCCAACCCUGUCCCUCCUGGAGCCAGCCUGAGAUUGAACCUGGCUAGAGAGCCGUUCUGAACCCAGCUGGAGGCCCGACCUCAGCAGGGUGAGCAGCCAAGGUUUUGUGUAUGGGGCUGGGGUAGGAGCUGAGCCCCUGGGGCCGGAGGCUGUGGUGUGAGGAGGGCCCCAUCAACGAGUAGGCAGUGAGGGCAAUCCUGCAGCCAUCGUGACCUUGCUUCCGUUGUACUCUGCAGCAAGGAAUGUCCCGGUCUUUCCAUGCCUGCUGGGUGGCGGCCGUGCUGUUCUGGUAAGGCUGCGCCGCUUUGGAGCGAGACCGUGAGUCAGGAGGACAGAGCAGGCCGCAGCACUGACUCCCCCAGAUGUUAACGCUGUCCUUUCUCCUCCCCUGUGCCGUGCUUGCUAGCUUGUGGCCCCAGCCUGCUCCGAGCGUGUUCGAUGAGGACGCGUCACGUAGGGGGGAGCAGGUGCGAGGCCGCGGCUGAAGGGCGUGCGUGUGGCAAACGAGCUCUGCGGGUGCUGGGCUGGACGGGUGUCAGCGGGGACGCGGUCCCCUCACGAGUGCUGCUUCCCUAUGCUAGUGCAUUGGUUUUGGUUUUGUUCUCAGUGAAGUGUUGGACCCUGAGCGAUGUAUUUCUGCAGUGUCCAAGGAGUCUCCCGUCCUGCUCCGGGGGACCCGGUCCCCUGCCAGCGGGGUUCCUGUGCCCGCGCGAGGCCACCCCUGCUCCGAGCCGUCACGUUGACCUCUCUCUCGUAUAUAGCGUUCUGGAGUGUGACAGUUCUUGUUCCUGAGGUGCUCGUCCGUUUGGUUUCCUGCUGUGAAGGGUGUCGUGUUUUCUUUCUCCUUUUCCUGGUGCCGUUACUGCGGUGGUUGGGGAGGGGGCCCUGCCCCAGCCCGCCCACAAAGCGAACCCGUGGAGUGUCCCCCGCGCCGCGGGGAUUUGUGUAUCUGUGGUGAAUUGUGUCAAGUUCCUCCCGCCUUGCGCAGCCUCGGCGGGCGUUGCUCUGCGGCCGGAGCGAGGGGCGGCUGCCCAGCGGGGCGGGCCGGGCGGCGGGAUGGAGGGGCUUGUCCUGCCCCCGGCCCGAGGCCCGGGCUGCUGGCCGCUGCCCCGGGGGAGGCUUCCUGGCGGGCUCGGCCCCCGCCCGGCCUGAGGCGCCCGGGGCUCCGGUGAGGGGCCGCCCUGUGCGGGCCGGGGCUGCCGCGCUGCGGGGCCUGUCGCGGCCCGGGGCUCCGGGGGCUGGGCGGGGCGGGCGGCGGUAUUUAUUGCUAAGUUAUUUCCCGGGGCGGCGGGCCGGGCGGGCGUUAUUUAUUGCUGUACAUAGUGUCCGUCCGCGGCCGCCGCUGUUUUGUACGUGACAAUAAAGCGCUUUCAAA